Helianthus annuus (common sunflower) is the source of this 1125-nucleotide messenger RNA. RefSeq names its product formin-like protein 14. NCBI's taxonomy places the organism in Eukaryota, Viridiplantae, Streptophyta, Magnoliopsida, Asterales, Asteraceae. The transcript has 2 exons. The coding region runs from base 1 to 1125 and encodes 374 amino acids. The record is from RefSeq and is a predicted model, not a curated record.
AUGGUGGUGGUUGUAGUUUGGGUUGAAGACGGUGGAUUAACCAUCAACAAUGCCGCCCAGAGUAAGAGGCAAAGGAAAAGGUCCAAUGCGAGGUGGACCAUCAGGACACGCAGGACCAUCCCAUCGGCGCACCCGGCUGCGUCGUUUUCUAGCUCAAACUCUCAUGACCAGUGGGGUCAUUCCUUCGAACCAGCGAGACACUCUGUCUCGUUGAGCUGGUCACCUUCUUUUCAUCCAUCAUUCGGGCUGCCUGUUCCAGACGAGCCCCAACAUUCGCAACACUCCCACAAUUUGCAUCAUUCGUAUGAGUCUCACCAAUCCUAUCAUUCCUUGCAUUCUCAUUCGUUUCAUCAUUCGGAUUCUACCUACUCUCCAGCCCAAUUCAAUCCCAAUGACUAUGUCAAUGACUUUUUGGGAUACAACCCUUUGGGACCCGAGGAUCACUUUCCUCAUGAAAUGGAGACGGAUGACGACCCGGACCCAGAAAUGAAAACCGGAACACCGGGCCACCCUAUCAGUAUUUCGAGCGGUUCUCCAUAUCAAGGAUCGCCGUACCAAGGGCCCGGUCCAUUUAAAGAAUCGUGGUCAAAGUAUGAAUGGGAAUUCACCCCUUCAUAUCAUAACUCUCCUGCUCAACCUCCUUUGCUUGAACCUCAGCUUCAACCAGUUUCUCCUCCACCUCUUCCUGUUGAGGAGCCGCCUCAACAGCCUCCUCAUCCACCUCCCGAGCCGCCAAGGCGGAGGAGGAAUGCUCGAAUGUCUGUGCGUGGGGGACCACGGUUCGCAUCCCCUCAUGGUUCAAGUUCUUACCCUCCUAUUCCCGAGGACCCCCAAAUGGGUCGACCCUCGAACGCCAUGCAGGAAGACAAUCCUCCGCCAGUUUCAAAUGCACCACCGCCACCAAUGGGUUUCGACAACCCAAUCCCGACUUACCCAGGUUCUUCUGUGUACAACCCUUUCGAAAACCCAUCUGGAUACCCAUCGAAUUAUGGAAACCAUGAUCCAUACCUUUCAGCUGCACAAUACAAUGCACUUUAUCCCUCUUCUUACCCUCCAGUUUAUCCAACUGGAUAUCCGGUGCAGGGUUACCAAUACCCACCUUACCAGCAACCUCCUCCUCCCUAA